AUGGAACAAAAACGAACCAGAAAUCUCUCUAUGAGAACAUCAUUCUUACAUCUACCACCAGAGCUCCGUCUCAAAAUCUACGAAGAAGCACUCGUUUCUCCAAACGAUUACACGGAUAUACCAAUGAUCGUCGUUCAAAAUCGAGGCAAUGUCUUCACCACACGAGGCAGAUAUAGAGCAAUGUCAAUAUGUCCAAGCUGGGAAGGAAACGACGGCACAGCACGCAAACUACUAGGCCUGAAUCACCAAAUCCACGACGAGGCCGAAGACUUCCUCUAUUCAAAGCACACAUUAUUCUUCCGCAAUUCAUUCGACCUCGAUCGAAUAGGUCAGUUCCUCGAUACCCUGAGCAGUACCGCCCGGGAUCAAGUUCGCAGCGUCGGAUUUGAAGUCUUCUUCUUCGUUCACGCCGAAGCAGACGUACCCAAGCGUACAAUGAAAGAAUAUGAACACGCUGGUAAACUUCUCGCGGAGAAACUCCCACGCUGGGAAAGUGUUCUGUUCUAUCUUGAUCCGCGAUUCUAUUACCCCUCCACAUUGGCCGGGGCACCAAAGCAGCUACUCAAGGUGUUCUCGAGCUCGCGACUCGAUUUGCGUCAUUAUGCAAGGAUAUCGCUUUCUCUCCAGUACCGGAUGGUGACCAUCAUCUCCUUAAAGAGGCGCAGCAGAUUGUUUGGCGAAGCAGCUCGCCGAAACGACGUGAUUUAG
Molecule: messenger RNA, 708 nt
Organism: Penicillium cosmopolitanum
Lineage: Eukaryota; Fungi; Ascomycota; Eurotiomycetes; Eurotiales; Aspergillaceae
Exons: 1
Coding region: 1-708 (235 amino acids)
Source: RefSeq, a predicted model, not a curated record